UCCCGGGGCGUGUCCCGUUCCCGCUCCCGGGGCGUGUCGCGGUGCCGUGGGCGGGCCGCGCCGUGGCCGCCAUGGCGCUGAGCGGGGCCCUGGCGCUCCGUGUCGCCUACGCGUCCUUCGGAGCCCUGAGCGGCCUCUCGGCCUUCUGCGCCUGGAGCGCGGUGCCCGCGCUGCGCCAGCCCGGCACGGCCGCGGCCGGGGGGCUCUCGGGUGUGCUGGCGCUCUGGGCCCUAAUCACGCAUGUGAUGUACCUGCAGGAUUACUGGAGGACCUGGUUAAAAGGGCUGAGGUUCUUCCUCUGCGUCGGGAUCCUCUUCUCCGCCCUCUCCGGGCUGGGCUUCUGCGCCUUCCUGGCCCUGGCCAUCACCCGGCACCAGUCCCUGACUGACCCCAAGAGCUUCUACCUGUCGUGCGUGUGGAGUUUCAUGGCGCUCAAGUGGGCGCUGCUGCUGAGCCUCUACUCGCGCCGGUACCGCGCCGAGUUCGCCGACAUCAGCAUCCUCAGCGACUUCUGAGCCCCCGAGGGCUCAGGGGGCAGGGGCAGGGGGCAGGAGCCCCCCCCGGGGCUGCCUGGCUGUCCGUCUGUCUGUCUGCACAGGGGGGUUUGUCCUGCUGGCUUUUCCUCAACGCUGCUCUUGGAGAGGGGGGAAGGAUUGGGAGCCCCCCGAGGGUUUUUCCUGCUGGUUUUUCCUCACCCAUUGCACUUCUUUGAGGGAAGGGAAGGAUUGGGAGCCCCCCGAGGGUUUUUCCUCCUGGUUUUUCCUCACCCAUCGCUGCUCGUGGAAGGAGGGGAAGGAUUGGGAGCCCCCCAAGGGGUUUUUCCUGCUGGCUUUUCCUCACCCAUCGCUGCUCGUGGAAGGAGGGGAAGGAUUGGGAGCCCUCCAAGGGGUUUUUCCUGCUGGCUUUUCCUGCUGGCUUUUCCUCCACGCUCUUCUUUGAGGGAGGGGAAGAAUUUGGAGCCCUCUGAGGGGUUUUUCCUCCUGGUUUUUCCUCACCCAUCGCUGUUCUUUGAGGGAGGGAAGGAGGGGAAGGAUUGGGAGCCCCCCGAGGGUUUGUCCUGCUGGUUUUUCCUCACCCAUUGCACUUCUUUGAGGGAAGGGAAGGAUUGGGAGCCCUCCAGGAGUUUUUCCUGCUGGCUUUUCCUGCUGGCUUUUCCUCAUUGCUGUUCUUUGAGGGAGGGGAAGGGUUGGGAGCCCUCUAAGGGGUUUUUUCCUGCUGGCUUUUCCUCACCCAUCACUGCUCGUUGAGGGAGGGAGGGGAAGGAUUGGGAGCCCCCCGAGGGUUUUUCCUCCUGGUUUUUCCUCACCCAUCGCUGCUCGUGGAAGGAGGGGAAGGAUUGGGAGCCCCCCAAGGGGUUUUUCCUGCUGGUUUUUCCUGCUGGCUUUUCCUCAUCACUUCUCGUUGAGGGAGGGAAGGAGGGGAAGGAUUGGGAGCCCCCCGAGUUUUUCCUGCUGGCUUUUCCUGCUGGCUUUUCCUCCACGCUCUUCUUUGAGGGAGGGGAAGAAUUUGGAGCCCUCUGAGGGGUUUUUCCUCCUGGUUUUUCCUCACCCAUCGCUGUUCUUUGAGGGAGGGAAGGAGGGGAAGGAUUGGGAGCCCCCCGAGGGUUUUUCCUGCUGGUUUUUCCUCACCCAUUGCACUUCUUUGAGGGAAGGGAAGGAUUUGGAGCCCUCCAGGAGUUUUUCCUGCUGGCUUUUCCUGCUGGCUUUUCCUCAUUGCUGUUCUUUGAGAGAGGGGAAGGAUUGGGAGCCCCCCGAGGGAUUUUUUUCCUGCUGGUUUUUCCUAAACGCUGCUCUUUGAGAGGGGGGAAGGAUUGGGAGCCCCCCGAGGGAUUUUCCUGCUGGCUUUUCCUCACCCAUCGCUGCUCGUGGAAGGAGGGGAAGGAUUGGGAGCCCUCCAAGGGGUUUUUCCUGCUGGCUUUUCCUGCUGGCUUUUCCUCCACGCUCUUCUUUGAGGGAGGGGAAGAAUUUGGAGCCCUCUGAGGGGUUUUUCCUGCUGGCUUUUCCUCACCCAUCGCUGUUCUUUGAGGGAGGGAAGGAGGGGAAGGAUUGGGAGCCCCCCGAGGGUUUUUCCUCCUGGUUUUUUCUCAUCACUGCUCGUUGAAGGAGGGGAAAGAUUGGGAGCCUUCCAGGGGUUUUUCCUGCUGGCUUUUCCUGCUGGCUUUUCCUCAUCGCUGCUGGUUGAGGGAGGGAAGGAGGGGAAGGGUUGGGAGCCCUCCGUGCUGCCUUUGUCACUGCCCUGCUCCUGUGUCACCUCCCUGCUUCUUUUAUCUCCGAGGGAAGGGCCCAGCCAAGCCUCCCGGGAGCUCCCAGGAGUUCGGAUCAGAUUUGGAUCAGAUUUGGAUCAAAUUUAGAUCAGAUUUAGAUCAGAUUUGGAUCAAAUUUGGAUCAGAUUUGGAUCCACCCCAGGUCCUGCCUGUGCAGGGCUUUGGGGUUUGGCUUUCCCGGGAUCUGGCACAGCUCAUCCCAAAGCUCCCGGGGCUGGGAAUGCUGCUCCCAGGGCUCGUUUUUAAAAAAGAAUUUCUUUUCAAAAGGAAUUGAAAAGAUCCCGUGUCUAACCAUAAAUGCAGUAUUUAAUGCUCGAGCUUGCAGCAGUGGGUGUGUGGGGGGAAAGGGGUGCAGGGAACCUCAGGGAGAGGAUUCCUGGGGGAAAAAAAAGGUGAAAAAUGUUUUUUGUGGAAGCAGGAGGAGAGGGGAGGGGGCAGAGGUGACCCCACAGAUUGAGGAGCACCUUUGGGGCGAGGCUGUGACCUGCUGGAGUCCCUAAACCUGUUCUAGCCCCGGAGUCCCCACCCCAAAUCCCGGCUUUUUAAAGGGUCCUGUGUAUAAAUAUUCCCUCUAUUUUUACAUGGAUUCCUCCUGGUUCACGCCCCGGGGGUGCCGGGGUCGGUGCCACCCUCGCUGUCACCCUGUGCCACCACAAAUACAGCCCUGCCUCACCA
Messenger RNA from Prinia subflava (tawny-flanked prinia), 2938 nucleotides. It is a transcript of the gene SLC48A1, whose product is annotated as solute carrier family 48 member 1. The record is from RefSeq and is a predicted model, not a curated record. NCBI's taxonomy places the organism in Eukaryota, Metazoa, Chordata, Aves, Passeriformes, Cisticolidae. The transcript has 3 exons. Gene Ontology annotation, biological process: heme transport. Gene Ontology annotation, cellular component: plasma membrane; lysosomal membrane. Gene Ontology annotation, molecular function: heme transmembrane transporter activity; heme binding. The coding region runs from base 72 to 515 and encodes 147 amino acids.